GGGAGAAGGGAGGGACCAAAAGAGAGAGCGGAGAGGGCUUCCACCCCAGUUCGCCGACUAAGCAGAAGAAAGAUCAAAAAACGGGAAAGAGAAGAGAGCACAGGCACUUUCCGGAGCAAGCCCCUCUCCUCCAAGCCGACCUCGCUCCAGGGCUCCUAAGUCACUGCCCGCGGAGGACAAAGGCGCCCCGGGAGCGGCGGCGCGACCCCAGGGCGUGGGCCCCGCUCCGCCGCGCGCCCCGACGCCGCGGACAUGUCUCCCGCCCCCCGAGCCUCACGCAGCCUGCUCCCGCUGCUCACUCUCUGCACCGCGCUUGCCUCCCUCUGCUGGGCCCAAGGCGGCAACUUCAGCCCCGAAGCCUGGUUGCAGCAGUAUGGCUACCUACCUCCAGGAGACCUACGCACCCAUACACAGCGCUCACCCCAGUCACUCUCGGCUGCCAUUGCCGCCAUGCAGAGGUUCUAUGGUUUGCAAGUGACAGGCAAGGCUGAUUCAGAUACCAUGAAGGCCAUGAGGCGCCCUCGCUGUGGUGUUCCAGACAAGUUUGGGGCUGAGAUCAAGGCCAAUGUUCGAAGGAAGCGCUAUGCCAUCCAGGGCCUCAAAUGGCAGCAUAAUGAGAUCACGUUCUGCAUCCAGAACUACACCCCCAAGGUGGGUGAGUAUGCCACAUUUGAGGCCAUUCGUAAGGCUUUCCGAGUGUGGGAGAGUGCCACACCACUGCGCUUUCGAGAAGUGCCCUAUGCCUAUAUCCGAGAGGGUCACGAGAAGCAAGCUGACAUCAUGAUCUUGUUUGCUGAGGGGUUCCAUGGCGACAGCACACCCUUUGAUGGUGAAGGUGGCUUCCUGGCCCAUGCCUACUUCCCAGGCCCCAAUAUUGGAGGGGACACCCACUUUGACUCUGCUGAGCCCUGGACUGUCCAAAAUGAGGACCUAAACGGGAAUGACAUCUUCCUGGUGGCUGUGCAUGAGCUGGGCCAUGCCCUGGGUCUGGAGCAUUCCAAUGAUCCCUCUGCCAUCAUGGCGCCCUUUUACCAGUGGAUGGACACAGAGAACUUUGUGCUGCCUGAUGAUGAUCGCCGUGGCAUUCAGCAACUUUAUGGGAGUAAGUCAGGCUUACCCACCAAGAUGCCCCCUCAACCCAGAACUACCUCUUGGCCCUCUGUCCCAGAUAAGCCCAAAAAUCCUACCUACGGGCCCAACAUUUGUGAUGGGAACUUUGACACUGUAGCCAUGCUCCGAGGAGAGAUGUUUGUCUUCAAGGAACGAUGGUUCUGGCGAGUAAGGAAUAACCAAGUGAUGGAUGGAUACCCAAUGCCCAUUGGCCAAUUCUGGAGGGGGCUGCCUGCAUCCAUUAACACUGCCUACGAGAGAAAGGAUGGCAAAUUUGUCUUCUUCAAAGGAGAUAAGCAUUGGGUGUUUGACGAGGCUUCCCUGGAACCUGGGUACCCCAAGCACAUUAAGGAGCUGGGCCGAGGAUUGCCUACUGACAGGAUUGAUGCUGCUCUCUUCUGGAUGCCCAAUGGAAAGACUUACUUCUUUCGGGGAAACAAGUACUACCGUUUCAAUGAAGAGUUCAGGGCAGUGGACAACGAGUACCCCAAAAACAUCAAAGUCUGGGAAGGAAUCCCCGAAUCUCCCAGAGGGUCAUUCAUGGGUAGUGAUGAAGUCUUCACAUACUUCUACAAGGGGAACAAAUACUGGAAAUUCAACAACCAGAAGCUGAAGGUAGAGCCAGGGUACCCCAAGUCAGCUCUGAGGGACUGGAUGGGCUGCCCGUCAGGAGGCCGGCCGGAUGAGGGGACUGAGGAGGAGACGGAAGUGAUCAUCAUCGAGGUGGAUGAGGAGGGCAGUGGGGCUGUGAGUGCGGCCGCCGUGGUGCUGCCUGUGCUGCUGCUGCUCCUGGUGCUGGCAGUGGGUCUCGCAGUCUUCUUCUUCAGACGCCACGGGACCCCCAAGCGACUGCUCUACUGCCAGCGCUCCCUGCUGGACAAGGUCUGACCCCCACCGCUGGCCCACCCACUCCUACCACAAAGACUUUGCCUCUGAAGGCCAGUGGCAGCAGGUGGUAGUGGGUGGGCUGUUCUCACCCAUCCUGAGCCCCUUCCCUCCAACCUCCUUACUCAUCCCUAACUGGCCUCUCUCACCCUCACCCCUGGCAUUGCUUCUGUAGGUGGGUCCCCUGAGGGCUAGCCUCUGACCCUCAGGGGACCCCUGAGCUUGGUGUGAAUGUUGGGACUCUGCACUUGAAAGCAGGACCUCAGACCUCACUGGCAAAGGUCACUUGGGGUCCUCUGCAGCUUUCCCAUCCCUGAACAUACCUUAGAUCUCUGAACUCUGACCUCAGGAGGCUCUGGGCGUGUGAACCCUGCAAGUACCAGGUGUACCCAAUUGGCAGCCUCCCACCACUCUUUGGCUAAGAGGGAUCUAAGAGUGUGUGUGUUUGGAGGUGGAAAGAUUGUUCCACCACCUUAAAGACCGUGGUAGAAAGGCUCGAAGAGAGUCUUGGUGGCUUGGUCAGUCAAGUUCCUCUCCGCAAAGAUCUGCCUCUAUCCCACCCAGCCUGGAGAACUUCCAAAGGAGCCUGAGCCAUUAAGGAGGAAACUGGGGCUGAGGAAACCCUUGGCAAACCUAAUCACUCUGAACAUUAGCCUUGGAUGGCAAUUUCGAGAUUGGAAGAACUGAAAUCAUGGGGAGUGGACCAGGGUGGAGUGAGGUCAAGGGAAGACAACAGGAUCUGGAGCCUGGGGGUGAGCCUGAUGG
This is a messenger RNA of Nannospalax galili (Upper Galilee mountains blind mole rat), 2760 nucleotides long. RefSeq names its product matrix metallopeptidase 14 (gene Mmp14). Gene Ontology annotation, molecular function: zinc ion binding; metalloendopeptidase activity. NCBI's taxonomy places the organism in Eukaryota, Metazoa, Chordata, Mammalia, Rodentia, Spalacidae. Gene Ontology annotation, cellular component: extracellular matrix. The transcript is spliced from 10 exons. The coding region runs from base 253 to 1998 and encodes 581 amino acids. The record is from RefSeq and is a predicted model, not a curated record. Gene Ontology annotation, biological process: zymogen activation; extracellular matrix organization; skeletal system development.